AUGGACAGCCAGGAGGUAAAAAUAUCUAUGGAAGAUUCCCCCAGUUCUGGGGGAAGUUUCGCCAGCACAACAAGUGGACCAUGUUGCGGUCUAGGAAAUAACUUGGAUGCGGAUAUCCAGGUGGAAGACAAGGAACCAGAAGAUGAACCGUUUCCACCCGGCGAAUUGAAGAAAUCGAAGGGAACAAAAAAGAAAUGUUCCAGCGAUCUGUCAGGGGGAAAUAGCUAUGCUACAAACAAAAAUGUAGCCGAAGGUCUCAUGGAUAUUGCUUUGCUUUCGGCAAACGCCAACCAGCUACGGUUUUUGAUCACCUACAAUGACAAGGCCUCCACCUACAUAUACAGCAUGAUUUUGGUGAUACUCUCCCUGGUACUGCAGCUUUUAGUUGGAAUAAUGCUGAUCUUUAAGCGACGCUUGAAGCGUUUUAAAAAUCGCAGCUACGAAAGAACCAAUGAUCUUCUGGUAAUGGGAGUUUUCAUGAUCACAGUGAUCAACAUAAUGCUGGCGGCCUUCACCACCACAGACGGAAGCAGCCAUUGACUUGUUGCAU
Molecule: messenger RNA, 550 nt
Organism: Drosophila ficusphila
Lineage: Eukaryota; Metazoa; Arthropoda; Insecta; Diptera; Drosophilidae
Product: ninjurin-B
Exons: 3
Coding region: 1-540 (179 amino acids)
Biological process (GO): tissue regeneration; cell adhesion
Cellular component (GO): membrane
Source: RefSeq, a predicted model, not a curated record